AUGCCGCCUCCAAAGAGCUCAUCCGGGAUGGGCUACGAACGAAAAAAGAGGAAUCUCACCGCAAUUCCAAUUACCUCUCCAAUGGCCGCCUCCAGCUCGUCAAAUUACCGCUACGGAAAUCAGCAUUCGGCCAGCAUACCAGGGCGCAGUCCUUCUCCUCCAGCAUCCGCCUACUUUCCUCUACUCUCUGGAGACAACACCACACGUCUGCGGCCAACACCCGAUGCCGACGCCCACUUUGCGUAUAGUACAACUCUCAGGCGGCACCAGUCAGAGAGUGCAGCAGCCCUCGCUUCACCAGCCGUCUUCGCUGCAGCUGUCAACGCAGAAGCCACUAGUCUCUGGACGCGAGCUGUCAAUACCAUAACCGGUCGACAGACGAACGAGUAUCAGGUGGUCGAGAAUGGACGAGAGACGCCACCUGCCUCCCGUGAGCAAAGUAAAGACACCGCGUCUGGGAAGUUUGCGCAUAUGUCAGCGGAGGCCACUAUCAGCUACUUUAGAAGCUCUGGGACAGACGGAUUGCUACACACAGACAUUAACACACUACGCGAACACCAUGGCUAUAACGAAUUCUCUGUCUCAUCGCCAGAACCACUACUUCUCAAAUUUGCCAAAACGAUUUACGAAUCUCCUUUGAUCCUUCUAUUAUGUGCCAGCGCAACUAUCAGCGCUAUUAUGGGAAACAUAGAUGAUGCAGUCAGUAUCACGGUCGCAGUACUAAUUGUUCUAACGGUUGGCUUUGUGCAAGAACGACGGUCCGAAAAGAGUCUGGAAGCUCUAAAUAAACUGGUUCCUCACCACUGUCAUGUUAUCCGCGAGGGCGAAGCGAUUCACGUACUUGCCAAUGAACUCGUACCAGGUGAUCUAGUCAAGUUCGCCACCGGCGAUCGUAUACCGGCCGAUAUCCGUCUUGUCGACGCAAUUGACCUCGAAGUGGACGAAAGCAGUUUGACGGGAGAGACGGAAGCGCGCAGGAAGGAUACAGCCACAUGUCGAUUUGAGCACGGUGCGGCUCCUGGGGAACCAGUCGCGCUGGCGGAGCGGACGUGCAUCGUCUACAUGGGCACGUUGGUCCGAAACGGGCGCGGUACCGGAAUUGUCAUUGCUACAGGCGCAGAAACGGAGUUCGGUGUCAUUUUCUCGAUGAUGCAGGAUGUUGAGGAGCGUCGGACACCCCUCCAACUCAACAUGGACGAACUCGCGAAAAAGCUUUCAUUCAUGUCCUUCGGCGUUAUUGGCGUAAUUUGUCUGAUUGGUGUUCUACAAAAAAGAUCGUGGUUGGAGAUGUUUACGAUCGGUGUUUCGCUUGCCGUAGCUGCCAUCCCUGAAGGUUUGCCGAUUGUCACUACCGUUACAUUGGCGCUUGGAGUUUUGCGGAUGGCCAAGCGGAAAGCCAUCGUGAAGAAGUUGCAUUCGGUCGAGUCUCUCGGAUCUGUUUCUGUUAUUUGUUCAGAUAAAACAGGAACGUUGACUAAAAACGAGCAAACGGUGACGGAGGCUUAUGCUGUUGACGAGACUCUGUUCUUGGACCCAAGCUCCUCGAUACCCUACACAGGCACUGUAUCACCAGCUAUCAAACGGGCGCUAGAUAUUGGUGCUCUAUGCAAUAAUGCAUCUCUUAUUCGCAAUGAAGAUGGAGUAUAUGUCGGGCAAUCUACUGAUGUUGCUUUGCUCAAUGUCCUACAGCUGUUCGGCGUCCCUGACAGACGCGAGACAUUCAAACGCCUCGCAGAGAAAUCCUUCAAUUCUGAACAAAAAUAUAUGGCUGUAUCCGGUAUCCACGAAGAUGGUUCACCCCACCUGCAAGUGAACGGCUCUCCGAGGGAGAUGUACUACAUCAAAGGCUCAAUAGAGGCUAUCAUCGACCGGUGCAAGUUCUACUAUGUCAGCGAGGAAUCGACGCCCGCACUCGACGCGAACACCAAGAAUGUGAUCAUGACGCGAGCCAACGCGACCGCAGCGAGAGGCCUGCGGGUCAUUGCGAUGGCAUUUGGGUACGGAUCUGCGAACCCUGUAAAUGGGCUGAACGGGAACGGCAAUACGAGCUCGUUGGGUAGUACACCGCACGGCUCGCGCGCACCGUCGCCUGGGCCUAAUGGGGCAGGGGAUAAAGCUGGUGAGAAAACGAACUUGGUGUUUGUGGGAUUCCAGGCCAUGCUUGAUCCACCGCGCAAGGGUGUCGCGGACUCGAUCAAUCUGCUGCAGUCUGGUGGUGUGCAAGUGGUCAUGAUCACGGGUGACGCUGAGCCCACUGCUCUCUCCAUCGCUCAGAAACUCGGGCUGCGCGUCGGACGUCUGGGAGCGGGAAGCGGGGGUGCGGCGGGGGUGUCGUCUGCGCAUUGUUUGACGGGCAAGGCGAUUGAUCAGAUGACCAAGGCGCAGCUGAAGGAAAGGGUGGGGAGCGUCAGUGUGUUUGCGCGCACGACGCCGAAGCAUAAGAUGGCGAUUGUGGAGGCGUUCCAGGCGAGAGGGAAGAUUGUGGCUAUGACGGGUGAUGGAGUUAAUGACGCACCGGCGCUCAAGAUGGCGGAUAUUGGAAUUUCUAUGGGCAAGAGCGGCACGGACGUGGCGAAGGAAGCUGCUGAUAUGAUUCUCGUCGACGAUAAUUUCAGCACGAUAUUGCCCGCCGUUGAGGAAGGUAAAUCGAUAUUCCACAACAUCCAGAAUUUCCUGUCGUUCCAGCUUAGCACGGCUGCUGCUGCGUUGACACUCAUUUCGCUGAGUACGAUGCUGGGUCUGGACAACCCGCUAAAUGCCAUGCAAAUCCUGUUUAUCAACAUCCUCAUGGACGGCCCGCCUAGUCAGUCGCUCGGAGUAGACCCUGUAGAUCCCGCUGUGAUGCGCCGCCCACCACGCAAAAAGAACGCGCCGAUCAUCACGAAGAGGCUGCUCUGCAGAGUUCUCUUCUCGGCAUCAAUCAUUGUCGUCGGGACACUGUUCGUGUACGUCUUUGCGCUCAAGGACGAGGAUAUGUCAAGACGGGAACAAACGAUGACAUUCACCGCGUUCGUCUUCCUAGACCUCGUAUCCGCGAUCCAGAACCGCGGCCUCGGGUGCGCGCUGUUCCAGAACAAGAUGCUGAUUACGACGGUGUCGAUUUCGUUCCUCACGCAGCUUGCGCUGGUGUAUGUUGGGUUUAUGCAGAAGAUCUUUCAGACGGAUGCGCUGGGGAUGCAUGAUUUGGGGAUUAUUCUUGGGUUGGCGGGGGUGAGUUUGGUGUUGCAUGAGGGGAGGAGGUGGUAUGAGCGGAGGAUUGAUGCGGAUGAUACGUAUGCGACUGUGAUGGAGGAGUUGGCGUAG
Psilocybe cubensis is the source of this 3303-nucleotide messenger RNA. RefSeq lists its product as uncharacterized. The coding region runs from base 1 to 3303 and encodes 1100 amino acids. The record is from RefSeq and is a predicted model, not a curated record. The transcript is spliced from 12 exons. Gene Ontology annotation, cellular component: plasma membrane; Golgi membrane; endoplasmic reticulum. NCBI's taxonomy places the organism in Eukaryota, Fungi, Basidiomycota, Agaricomycetes, Agaricales, Agrocybaceae. Gene Ontology annotation, molecular function: P-type calcium transporter activity; ATP hydrolysis activity; ATP binding. Gene Ontology annotation, biological process: intracellular calcium ion homeostasis; manganese ion transport; calcium ion transmembrane transport.